CGGACGAUGAUAAGAAUGAUCUCGUCCUCGAUCUUCAUGUAUCCCACCUCCCUCUUCCCUUUUUUCCUUAUCUUAAUUUCUUUUUCUUUUUCCCUCUCUCUCUUCAUCUUUUUCUUUCUUUCUAUAUACUUCUCGUUCAAAGUUGCAUUCACUGUGCCUAUCCUAUUCGAUGUAAUAUUUUUGCUCUAUCCCCCGCCUUCCCCCCCAACAACCAUCUAUCUACUGCUGAAUCCGCAGUCAGAAAUCGCAUUUAUCCGCAGUGGCUGGGCCACUAUUUGUACCAUUUAAUACCAAUCGUUGCCUCAUACCCCUGUGCGCAUAACCAACCUCUUUUCCUUUUUUUUUAUUAUCUCUGUGUCUUUUUAUUAUUGUGUGUGUCGCAUUUAGUUGUGUGCAUAAUAUUAUCAUCAUCAUUAUUUAUCAUUACCUAUUA
This is a messenger RNA of Aspergillus heteromorphus CBS 117.55, 433 nucleotides long. RefSeq lists its product as uncharacterized. Lineage: Eukaryota; Fungi; Ascomycota; Eurotiomycetes; Eurotiales; Aspergillaceae. The record is from RefSeq and is a predicted model, not a curated record. The transcript has a single exon. Bases 37 to 288 code for a protein of 83 amino acids.